UACUGGGAACAAGUGCCAGCGAACAUGGCUGGUUUGGAGAACUUGAGUGAAAGAGACAAGGCUGUUUUGAGGAGUAUAUUCGACCCAACAGCUACCAUAGCUCAGGUGGUUGACGAUGGGGAUCAAUUUGACGAUAAUGAAGAACCCUCAAACGAGGAAUCCGUCAAGAUUUGCGCAGAAGGUGUACAACUUGCAGAAGCAGGCCAGUAUGAAGAUGCGUUACGCUUGCUCACGCGGGGAAUCGAAGUGGCACCGGACCGAGCCGCUGCUUACAAUGACAGGGCGCAGCUGUUGCGUCUCAUGAAAAGAGAUAACGAUGCAAUGGCUGACCUCGAUAAAGCGUUGCAGUUGACGGAAGGUAGCAAGGGUCGAGCUCGCGCGUUGGCGCUGUGUCAGCGCGGGGUUCUGUUAAAGAAACUUGGACAAGGAGAUCUGGCACGCGCAGCUUUUACUGAAGCUGCUAAACUGGGCAGCGGUUUCGCUAAGAAACAGGUGGUUGAAAUGAAUCCAUACGCAGCUCUAUGUAAUCAAAUGUUGACUCAAGUGAUGAGAGGCGAGACGGAAAUUAAACUUUAAAUAAGUAUCAUCAACAUCA
Achroia grisella is the source of this 595-nucleotide messenger RNA. Its product is annotated as tetratricopeptide repeat protein 36 homolog. Bases 25 to 576 code for a protein of 183 amino acids. Gene Ontology annotation, biological process: cilium assembly. Gene Ontology annotation, molecular function: protein binding. The record is from RefSeq and is a predicted model, not a curated record. The transcript has 4 exons. NCBI's taxonomy places the organism in Eukaryota, Metazoa, Arthropoda, Insecta, Lepidoptera, Pyralidae.